Messenger RNA from Castor canadensis (American beaver), 579 nucleotides. The record is from RefSeq and is a predicted model, not a curated record. NCBI's taxonomy places the organism in Eukaryota, Metazoa, Chordata, Mammalia, Rodentia, Castoridae.
GAAGCCAUGGCCACGUUAGCCAAGCUGCAGGCUCGGUCGUCCUUUUUAGCAAAUCAGUACUACUUUAGGAACAGUGCUGCUGAUGCAUUUAGAAAAAAGGAGAAUGAUGCAGCUAUUACAAUUCAGAGCUGGUUUCGAGGAUGUAAAGUUCGGGCAUAUAUCAGGUAUUUACACAGAGUGAUAACAAAUGUUCAAAAGUGGUGGAGAAGUUAUGUAGGCAGAAAACAUUAUUAUUUUGCUGUUCAGAUAUCAUAUUAUACUAUGAAGAUGAAUUUCUACAAUGCAAUGGCUGUCAGGAUUCAGCGACAAUGGCGUGGCUAUCGGAUUCGGAAAUACUGUUUUAAUUAUUAUUAUUUGAAAGAGUACUUGAAAGCUGUUUCAGAGACCAAUGAUGCAAUUAGGGAGGCUCUGGAGGAGUUUGCAGAGAUGAAAGAGAGAGAAGAGAAGAAGGCUGCCCUGGAAAGGGAAGAGAAGCAAAGAGAUUACCAAGCCCGAAAGAUGCAUUACCUCCUCAGCACAAAGCAGGUUGGUCUACCUGUCCCUGACAGCUCCCGCAAGCCACUUGGACCCAUAGCCUGA